AUGGACGACCCCGCGUUGAUGCCAGACUUGUCCCACCUUUCAGCGGAAGAGCGAGAAAUAAUAGAACAGGUGAGGCACGUCACCCAUUUCGCAUACCUGAGUUUUCGCCUUAUUUGUCCCAAGUGGCGAACUAAUCAAACAGAAAAGAAAUUGGAGCAAAAGUGUAUUUUCUGACAAACCCCAAACGGCUUGAAUUGCAGGUGUUCAAGCGGCAGCGAGAUGAAGAAGCGAAGGAAGUGCAAAUGUCACAGUAUGUACUUUUUUGAGGGGCUUCUGAAUAUGGGAAACUGGAUAUUUCAGUUGAUUUGAUGUACUUGAAAGGUUUUCGGAGUCUCUGGAGCAUGAACUUUACUUUUGAGUUACUCAAAAUGUGGAUUGGAAUGGGGAGCUUCAGAGAAAAAAGUACAAAAAAGUUUCGAAAUUUGUUUCAAAGAAAAGUUUAGAAUGAAUCUUCAUUCUACUUGAGAGUGUUUUCACAGCAUAUGGAAGAUUAUUUAUGAAGAAUUUUUUUAUGAGCUGACCAACUUAACAGCACAGAAAUUUCACUUGAAAAAAAUUAAAUUAUUUUUCCAAAUCAAGAAAAAAAGUGAAAAAUUUUUUUGUUUUUGUUCGAAGACAAUCAGAAUCAAAUUUUUCAAACCUUGUCAUUUCAAAAAAAGUUUUCAAACGUUUUUUUGUUCUGUUGCAUUCAAGCAACUUAUCAUUGGAAAUUAAAAUCAUCUAUACUUUUUUUAAAUUUAUUAUAAGAGUUCAGUCGAUAAAAUUUAAUAUUCUGCACAUUUUUUCAAAAAAAUGAUCCACAUUACCAACGCAAUUGUUGCAUUUCUUAUGUCCCUUAAUAAGUCCAAAUGCCCUUCUUACAUGCAAAUGAGUAACUUUUUCCGUUCUUUGAAAAGGUCAAUUUUUCGCAGGAAAGCGUCGGAGGAGCUGGAAGAACUGGACAAGCAGCUAAAUGAGCGGAAAGAGACGUCGAGGAAGUUGAUAGGCACACAAGACGACGCCAUUUGUCAAAUAUGCCAGAAGACCAAAUUUGCCGAUGGGAUAGGUACUCCUCUUCCAUAUUUCUCCAUUUUGAGACUUCUGUUUCUCAAAAUUUGCUACGCAUCUUAGCAACGACUGUUCUGUCAGUUGAAUCAAUCAAAGUGAGAAAAAGCUGUUGAAAGAAAACGGCUUUCAAUCAUUCAGAACGGAUUGUGUUGAGCAAAGAAACAGUGAAUCUAUGAAAAGUUUUCUCAACGAGAGCUUGUAAAAUAAGAUUUGACUCUGGAAAUGUUUCUGUGAGAGAGUCCAAAAAGGAAGUUUCAUACAAAAUCGAUCAUUUUUCCAACCAUUGUAUACGACUCGAAAAAUGAAGAAAAUAAUAUGAUUCUGUUUUUAAAACACCUUCUUCCAAACGUGUCUUUUUUCAAAGCAUAACUGAUUCUUGAAUCAAGGACCAAAUAUUCAACCAAGAAGUUUUUUAUCGAAUCGGUCAUAAAAAUUGCGUAAUUAGAGUACUUUUCAACCGAGGAAACAUUUUGCAAUGAUUUUGUGAUGAAAAACGUUUCGUGUCUCGAACUCGAAAACUGUUCAGCAUAAAAAAACUACCUCGUCAGGGAUUCAACUUUCUUUUUAGUAAAUUUUUUUGAAAUUAAAGUUGCUAUUCGAAGUUUCGUGAUCAGAUAUCCCUGAGGUUGGCACUACUUUCGAAUAUUCCUGAAUUUCGAGACGAAUAAAAAGACAAGAUGAAUUUUUUCAUUGAAAUAUCACGUUCACUGCGUUAGAAAUCUCUUAUCACUUCGAACAAAAAUGUCUUAAGGGAACAGUUUUCAAUCAAAGUUCAAUUUCGGAGCUGCGAAAGUUCUAAACAAGCACUCAACAACUCUCUCUGAUCCUAAUUGAAUCGUGUAACUCGUAAUUGAAUUGAUAUUUGGUCAGCUUUCUGAACACGACACUGUCUCCUUUCCAUUGCAAAAAAUGCGUUCCAACCAAAAAAUUCAUUUUUCAGGACACAAAUGCUUCUACUGUCAACUGCGAAGCUGCGCCCGUUGCGGCGGACGAGCCCAAUCAAAAAACAAGGUCGUUUCCAACUCGGCUCUCGAGUGGAUAACGACAGAUUAAAACAGAUUGCUUCAGGCAAUCUGGGCGUGCUCGUUAUGCCAAAAACGGCAACAAAUCCUGGCGAAAACGGGCAAAUGGUUCCAGCCAGAAGAGCCGCCGCAGCCGAAAAUUAGCGUUUCCGGCUCGCCAUCCCAAGCGUCGAGGUUUGCGCCACGCGUUUGCUUAUUUUUCCUCUGUCGCUUUCCAAGUUCGGGAUUUAUUCUUCCGGGUAUUUUUAAAGCAACUGUACUGGAAAAAUAUUUUAUUUUUUUUCAUUUUUUACAAAAUUCAACUUCGAAGAACACCUCUAAGAAAACUUAGGGAAAUUUUUCAGACAGGUGAACUUAAGAAACUCAAAGUUAUGGCGAAACUUAACUUCGAGAAUUUCAUUUCAUGGAAGUUGGAUAACUGCUUCGGAAAAUUUGAAAAAUCUUUAAAAUGACUAAAUGUUGGUGUUCAUUAAUAUAUCAUCGUUUAAUUUUGAAUUUUUUUGAAAAUUCGGCAAAUUCUCUCAGCUAACUUUAUUCCUCAUUUUCACUCUUACCUUUACUGAAAACGCUGUUUCACCAUUUUUUUUUCUCCAGUUCAUUUCCAAUUUUGCAGCAUUUAAAUCUACUCACAAUCUUGCAAUGCUUCUAGAAAAUUUCAAAAGAUAAAAUCCUUUCAUCUUUUAUCAUUUCAAAACUUUGAAAAAAAUUUUAAUUCACUUCUGUCAUGAAAGUCGUUUGUAAUGUAAUUGCUCCAUCCGUCUCAUCAUAACAUAUUUUCUAAAUUUUUUUCACGUUUCAUCGAGCAAAAAUAUAAUUUGAACAUUUCAAGCUUUUCGUACAUAAAAAGAAAAAAGCUGAGCCGUCAAUCUCAAUAAGACGUUAAUGAGAGUGAAUUUUUAUUUUAACGGAGAGUGUUUUCACUGCGACUUUUUGCGUUUGCAGCUCUCGAUUCUAUUUUCUAUUGGGUAGUGUCUUGUUUCCAAAUUUCCUUUGGAUAUAUGUGAAACUCGAUGUGGUAUUUUUUCGGCUUUUUUAAACAUUACAUUGCUCUUUCAUAACCGAGCAACAACGAUAUCCUGCAGUUUUCAAAGCCAAAAGUGAAUUUGAGCUUUCAUCUUUAUAUUUACUUUAAAUUUUCUUGAGCUGAUUUCAAAAGUUAUCUGAAGAACUGAAUAGCUGACGCUCAAAAAUUUCAUCACAUCAAUAGAGAGGAGUGAAGGCUCCAAUCUGUAAGACGUGUUUGAGAACAAACUCUCAUUUUGUUUGCCUAUCACGAUUCUUGGAUUUGCAGUCCUCAACCAUCAGUCUCAAUGCAACAACUUCCAAUCGACCCAGCACGAAGUUCUCAACAACAACAACAGCAAAUGCCUACGCAGAACGUUCCUCAUCAAGUUCGUUAAACAAAUUUUCCAAAAAUUCAAACUGAAUAGAGAAGAGACUUGUUAUAGGAAAGACCCACGCAACAACAACAAGUCCCUCAGCAUUCUCAAGCUCCGCAGCCACACCAUCCUCAGACGCAGCAAAAUCCUCAGCCUCAGCAGCAGCAUCAUCCUCCGGACCAGAGAAGACCUCAACCAGAUUCAUCCAGUGAGUUGUGUUCACGAAAAAGAAAAAAAACAUCAGACUUCUUCAUGAAAACUGUUGGACUCAAAUCGUGUUUUUGACUUUUUGAAACAGGAAAGGAUAGAAGUUUCGACUAAUUUGGUCUGCAGGCAACUUAAAAUUCGAUAAUAAACAAAAAAUACAUUCAAUAAUUUCAAGAGCGCGGCAAUAGCUUCAAAGAGAAUUCUUUCUUGGAACUCAAAAAAAAAGUUACACGGUUACUGGAAUCUUUUUUUACUGAUGAAACUACGGACUGUUUCAAGAGAAAAAAAAAACUGAUUUCUACGGCAGCUCAUGUGGUAUAAAAAUAAACCAACACUCCUUCAAAUAUUUAUUAAGAGAAUAUCCAAUUAAGAAAGAGGAAUAUGCAAUGAGUGUCUGAGUAAAAACUCAAGUAGGUACUCGAGUAACUCAAUACGUUUUCAAGGCCAAAUAAUCUCUUCAAAAUAUUUCUCAUGAGCUAUUCCAGGAGAAAGAAACAUCACUAUUUCAAUAAUUCCAAUCAUUAAAAGUAAUUUCAUUCUUUUAAAUAUUUGAGAUAUCAAUUGAUCCCUUUACUGAGUUCAAUGCGUUCAAACCAAAUGUGCGGGAAAAGUUUUCACUGCAAUUCUCACUGUUUCGAAUUGGCAUAAACCAGCAACAACUUUUCACGGAGAAACCCACAAAACGCUAACAUGACAAAAAAUGAACGCUACUUUUUUUUCUGCUUCCAUUUUUGACCUUUGCGACCUAAGGUUUGCUCAUCGUUUCAACAUUUCUUUUUCAAUAAAUUUGUUUUUGAAAAUUGUAGUCAGUCAUCGGUGAAAAUAAUAGCUUAAUUAGUAUGCAUUAAACACCAGGGGUGGAACGGAGCGGCUCGACGGCGAAGCGAUGGCAGGGCGAAGACCGGCGACAAAACACCCUCCAUCGGCAGCCUUCGCUCGAGGUCCUUCUCAUUCUUAGCUUCUUCUCAUUUUCUUUCUCUUGUUUAAUUUAUAGUCUCAACAAUGAUUUAUUCCAGAACGAACAGUACAAAAAACAACAAGGCAACGGGAAUCUCCCGCAACAAAGGACCACCAAUUCCAACGCAGCCAACUCCAAUUUCGAUCAAAGACCCCGGUAACUUGACUUUUUUUUUGAGAACAACUGAUGUUUUUUGAUCAUACUGCUGUUCAGCGUGAGACAUUUUCCCAGGGUGAGAAAACACUCUAAUUUUUGUACCUCUUGAGAAAAUACACCCGUGCAAGUUUCAAACUGCCCUUUCAUUUAUGAUUUCUGAGCUUUUGUGGAAGCCAGAAAUGCACUUAGUAGUUCCCUCAACUUUGAAAAGAGUUAAAACAUCAAAAAGUCAAUAUUCGAAAAAAAGGAUUCAGAAACUUAACGUAGAGAGAAGAAGAAAAAACUUUUUCAGUAAUUGUCAUCCAUUAAAAUUGUGAAGCUUACGAUUUUUGAGGGCAAUUUAAUUUUACGGAAAAUUACAAUUUUUUUGACAUGCGCUUUUUUCACAAUAGUAAAAAAUAAAAAAUGUUUCAUGAACAACUUGAACUCCGAAUUCCUUCGGUUACUUUGAUUCUCCGGAGCACCUGCUUAUUUAUGCUUUUUUGUUUUCAUUCACAUUAUUUCAUAUAAAUUUCAUUUUAGGCAAAUAGUACCUUUUCUUUAGAACCAUCUGAUCAACGUUUUUCAUUUUCGUUAAUUAUUCCCUCAUCGGCGUUCUGAAAGCUCUUUUCAAGCACCAAUUUGGGCAAAGCGUUCUUGAAAACAAGCCAAUAUUCUAGUCGUAACCUUGCUAAUAAAUUCCACGAUAACUCUAUGCAAUUUACGUCACAAUUUGUUUUUUCUGCAGAGGUGAUAUGCAGCGGACCGAGACGCAGGACCGCCAACAACGGCCGCCGACAAACAAUGAGAGGAAAAUGUCAACGACGACGAGGUCUGCACAGAUCUCCAUAGAUUUUCGAGUUCGGAGUGGCCCAUUCUGAGAAGUGAUGAGUAGAUCUCGAUUGAAGUAUCAUUUUGAAACGAUCACAAAAUGUUGCAAUUUAAACUUCUCUGUUAUCUUCGCUCUGCCUUUUCUGAAAGAAAAAGACGGAAAGUUGAAGAAUUAUCUUACUGUUGCCCUCUUUACGCGCCAGAUGGAUUGUGUCGGGCGCAAAAAAAAAAUAAAAAAGAUUCUAGGCUCUUCAUCAUUUAUUCUUUUCGAACAUGGCAUCUCAAGCCGGAUAAUUUUUAUUCAAUUUCUUUUAAUGGAGAUUUUUUCUUCCUACUUGACAUGAAUGAUGUUUUUGCAGACCUACAUUCUACGCUGGUGAAGAAGUCAACCAACAAAGGCAACCGAACCAAAAGUAAAUACGUUUUUUGUAGUUUGGUGUAGCUUUGAAUAACUGAUGAACCGUAAAUCUAUACAAAACUUUCACUUGUAAGCUUUCAAAAUAAAGUAAAAACGUGGACACAAAUUUCAAAAUACCUUUAUGUUUCUCUUCUCACAUAUCUCAAAACCGAAAAUGUGGCUUACUUGGAGAAGCUUUGAAAACAACGGAGAACUCUUUUUCUUUCACAUCUUGUUGCAUGAAAACUGAAAUUUGAAAAUUUGUAAUGAAACUUCCACAAACUUGCCUAGAGGAGGAUAAUUCUCUCUCGUUGGGAAAAUAUGUUCUUUGAUUUUGUAAAAACUCAUUCUUGUCUUUUUUUCCAGAAUUUUCACACCAAGUUUCUCUCUUGACUGAAAGCUCCAUUUUCAGCUCGCGGCAACGAGAAAGUGAAGUACCAAACACUUCCGAACGGGUAACUGAGGAAAAUUACUCCACUUCGGCGCACUUUGGCUCAUCUGCCACUAAAGGUUUGCCGAAAUUGCGGGAGGACGCCCUUUUCAAGCGCGACUUCUCAGAGCGAGCCGAGGAAAAAAGCCGCAAAAACGUCGUCCGAGCCGUGCCGCCAUCCACCGAACCACGGAUAAAGAAUCGUCUCCACAGGUAUCUGCUACGAUUUAUUGAAACAGACGAUGGAAAGCGCAAGUGUUAAAUCCUGCUAGAAAAUUGCCUGAUUGAGUUUGAAAUACUUCAACUUGAAAAAACAAAAAAAUUUACUUCAACCCAGUGCAAAUUCACACCUCAUUUUCGAAAAUUUCUCUUCUUAAAAACAGAUUCUUUUUUUGCAUAAACCAAUGGGAUUUGUCAAAAAGAGUUAAGAAAUAAACUAACUUUGACGAUACCGUAGGCGUUUUUGAAUAUUCCUAUUCACUUCUAAAAGAAAUUUCUAUAUAAAUGAGCUAUUUCAAACUACAUACUCGAGCUUGAAAGGCUGUCAUUUGACCGAAGUUCAAAAUGAGUUAAACUUCUCGUCCAAAUUCUUUAACUCAUUCCUCUAACUCAGCAAAAGUUUGGAAAGUUUGACCUUUUUGAGCAUUUUACAAGUUAACCGUAUUUCUUGAACUUGAAAAAAAAUAUAUAUUUGUAAAGGAAAGCUUUUUCAUAAGUCUAUACUUAUUCAAACCUUGAGCAGAAUUGCUACUUUUCGAUGUUUUGCUUCAUUUCGUACUUUCCAACUUUUAUCUUUGUGCAGGAAGUCGGUUUUGAAGUUCACAUUUUCAGAAUUGUUUAUUAACUUUUAACUUCAGAACGCUUUUCAUCAGGCUUUUUUUCUACACAAUGAUAUGAAUCACUAGUAGUUUACUUAAUGUACUCGUUAGUCACGUUUCUGAUUAUCAUGAAAUGGGCGGAGUCUAGUCAUUACUUAAUCCAUCGACCGCCCCUUCAUUUGUACAACUCAUUCUUGUUUCUUCAUAAAACCCAAGCCUUUGCUUCUUUUUCCAUUUCAGCCAACAUUUCAAAGCCAAACCAACGGCCAGUGCCAAAAACGUUUAGCCUGAUUCGGCCACCGACUCAUUAAGUUUUUUAUUGGCGUCUGCCGCGAAUUUGUCAAUAUUCAUUGUGGUGGCAUCCAUUUGGGCCAAAAAGAUUUCUAUUUAGGGAUUCUAAAGUGAAAAAGUUGCAGACAACUGAGGUCGAUGUCGUCAUCGGAAGAAGAGGUGGAGGCUGGACCUUCAAGGAUUCUCCAGACCGAAGACACCGUCCAGCGACUGACCGAGGAGUGUAACUCCGAGAAGGGUUUGCGUGCGUUUGGAAUCUUUGCCCUCAAAAGCAGCGGUUUUCAAAGAAUCUCAUAGUCACUGUCCCACAUUUCCUUUCUUCUUCCAGUUAAAAGUCAUUAAAGUAGUUGAUUGAAGAAAAUUUCGACCACGUGUUUUGAUCGAAAAUAAAUGAACUGGUUUUUGCUUUUUGGACACUUGAGAUCUUUGAAUGAAAUUACUUCAGUUUUGAGAAGGAACUAAUAACUUUUGCAUUCGAAAAGAUCAAAGUCUACUUUUCAAUUACACUAAAUUAUCAGGACAUGAAAACCUAUCAUUACUUUUGCAAAUUUUUCAAAUACUUUUAAAUUCAUCUUCGAACUGCAAUAAGAGCUGCAAUCAAAGUCGUUUACUCUCUUUCCUAAAGCGAAGGUCAUACUUCUCAAACCUUUGAAGAUUUGGAAUUUUCUGAGAAACUUGUGAAUGUUUAAGUUGAAUUAUCGGACAGAGACUGUCCCAAUUUCAGUUCAGUAUAACUAUAUGAGCCAAAGUUUUUCAAAGUUCCAAGAAGUAUGCUUUCCCCUCUAAUCUUUCUUCUCCCGAACAAGUUAUUCCGUAUUGUUUCAGACCUGUUGCGAUACAUCUACGGCAACGAGGUGAAGAAGGGCAAAGUGAAAGCACGUAAGAAAGUCUCCAUCCAAUGACAGAAUUCGGAAAGCGUUCUCAGGAAACGGAGGGCGCGAGAAUUCGACGUCGCCGGCGCGAGCGAUGGCGUCGCCGUCAAGACUUCCGCCGUCGGUCUCCGGCGCCGGCGUGAUCCCUGGAGAUGUGCUUGCCGCCAAAAUUCGAACGUAUCUGUCGGCGAGUGACCUCGGGGGCUUUCAAUUGGUUUUUUUGGCCCGCUCUUCGUCUCUCUUGUUUUUCCCAACCGACCUAAGACAUUUCUCCCAAAAUAAAUUUUUUACGAGUUAAGCGAUAUAUUUUUGGCUUUGGAAAUUCUGGGGAGCAACUUUUUGAGAUCGCAAGCUCUACAAAAUAAUUUUGAGGAAGCGGAGAUUACUUAUCAUGACAAAGCUUGAGAGUUUAGAACAGAAAAUGUUUUCAACUCUAAUCAAUUUGAGAAACCCAAUCAAUCCGUAGCUCAUAGUUUACCUACAAAAAAUCAUUAUCAAAAAAAAUACUAAAAGAAAAUUCACGAAAAAAAAGUUUUCUCAGAUUUCAAGAUUUUCACCUCUUAAAGCAAAAAAAUGAUUUUUUUCAAAAUAUUUCUCAAGACAAUAAUCAUAUCCUUAUUCCAGCAUCCCGUUACGUGGCAACCGUCAGCCGACCAAAAGCGAUUAAUCGGACACAUGAUCCUCCACCGGAUCGACAACGCGCACAACAGCGACCUCGGGUUGAAAGUGGUCGGAGGACGACGUUCAGACACCGGAAGACUCGGAGCUUUCAUCACCCAAGUCAAACCAGGAAGUGUAGCUGAUACUGUGGGACGUUUGAGACCAGGUUAGAAUCCUCCUGCCGACUCACCUUCCCAAUCAACUCAUUAAGGAGAUGAAGUAAUUGAGUGGAACGGACAUCCGCUGCAAAAUGCGACCUAUGAGCAAGUGUAUGAGAACAUUGCAGCCAGCAAGUAUGAUACUCAAGUGGAGUUGAUUGUCAGCCGAUCCGCGACGUUUGAAAUGGAACUUUUGCCGGGAAAUGAUGAAAUAUAUUCAGUUUACCUGGUGGAGACGACUUUUUGAACGUGCAACCUACGAAUCAAGGAACAAUGCGACAACUGCCUAAUCCUCAAUUUGUGAUGGCUCAUGGUAUGUCUAAUGAAGAAAACUUUUAAAAGCAGAAAAAAUAUGAAAAAAAAAACUGAACUUUCUGACUUUGUAAUGUCUUUCGUCUUUAAAAAUGAGAUUUUCAAUUUACGAAGACCAGUUCUAGAAAAUCGAAAAAAUAACUUUCAGCGCCCGAAACCUACUACUCGAGAGCUCCAUCUCCCUUGUUAGGCCAUCAGCUGCCACAGCUUUCUCAUUCUCAAUCAGUCAUGCUUUCUCACCAUCUCCCUCAUCCAGGACCUCAACUGAGUCCAAGGCAUCGCUCCAGUGUCACAUCUUUCUAUCCCGGUUCAAGAGUUCGAGCAAAAAUCAGAUAUCAUCAAAAUUGUUCAGAAUUCGGUCCACCUAUUCCAGACCACCAACCUUAUGGAAAGGGACACAUUUUUGGACGAAUUGAGGUUUUUCCAGUCGUUUUUUUCAGGUCUCAUCUCAAAGUCUACACGCUUUCAGCUUUCGCUUGUCUACUCCCAUCAGGAUCGGCAAUUAUCCGUCGCGUUGGAACGAGCAUUAGACCUUCCGCCUCGACCCGAUGGCUCCCCGCGCAACCCCUACGUCAAGCUUUUCUUGCUUCCUGAUCGCAGGUAGCUAGGGACUUUUUGAUUAAAAUACCAAACAUUUGACAUUCAGUGAAAAAUCGAGACGACAAUCGGCGGUCCUGGCAGAGACAUUACUUCCAGUGUGGAAUGAUAUAUUUUACUACAAUGGGCUCACAGAGCCAAUGGUUUUGCAAAGGGUUAUUGAAGUGAGUAGCGAAAAUGACUCAGCGAACUCCGUUAGCCGAACUGCGAGUUUCAAUAGUUUGGCAGUCGCAUUUAAGGAAUAAAAGGGCGCGCUCAAAAUAAAUUCAGUCAAUGUUUUAAUAAUAAUACUCCUUUACUAAGGUUUAAAAGGUUUCGAUCUGCCUGCACUUUUCUUUUUACGGGGUUGUCAUUGGACAAAAAAAAAGAAAUCGCAGUCAAACCCAAACGCUUCAAAUCGCGGACAAAGAAUAUUUUCAAUGAAUAUGCACCCUACAAAAUUCGAAAACCAUAGCAUAGUGAUCCGAUUGAAAAGUCCCAUUUUUCAGGUGACCUUGUGGGAUUAUGACAAAUUUGGUGCAAACAGUUUUUUGGGUGAGACACUGGUCGAUUUAUCGAGUGUACCGCUGGACGGUACCAACUUGAUGUGUACUUUAGUAGAUAUGGAUGACGACAAUCCGCUUAGAACCGUAAGCAAGACACUCCAAUUCCUUUUCCUACCGGAAUUUUUUCAGCGGCUUCGAUUGCGAAAAUCCUCAUAUUACUCACAAUAUCCGCAUCGACCUCAUUCCGAGAUGAAUUUCCAUUACAACCACCCAUUUGGACCAGGUAAAAUCAAAAGGGAACUUAUUAAACAUAAGCUAUUUCUAGAUUAUUAUCAUAACUACUAUGAUGAUCCUGCAAGAGAUGUUUCUGAGACAAUCCGGAGAAGUCGCACCUACGAUCGAGGCCGACAAGGUCGAAGUCCAGCUGUCGAUCAAGAGGACUGGAACAUCAAUCAACCUUCCGGCUACCUUUCUGAUCAUGGAUACACGGUAACUGAAAGUUAUAAAACAUAAUUUUGAACUUCUUUUUACAGCAAUCCGUCAUGCCCAACUCCCGAAAUCGCCGCCCUCGUAGUGCUACUGCAAUGCGACCAAGUGAUAAAUGUAAAAAGUUAAAAGAAAAUUGUAUUGUUUCAGUGACGAGAGAAGAAAUGGGUGCCUCACGAGCAUACAGUAAGGCUCUACCCAAUGACCACCAUCACUACGAAGAAGAAGAGACUCAAGAACGGUAAGUUGCUGAUAAUCGUGAGUAUAUGAUAAAUGAAGACGAAAAACUGCACAAAAAAAAAAUUCCUAAAAAUAUUUAGUCUUUAUUGCGCGAAUCUGAUAAACGAUUCAUCAUAGUUGAUUAAAACGCUAACUUUUUUUUGAUUAAAAGUUUCAUUUUUCAGAGUGAGAUACCCGCAAAUGAGACCAAAUCGUGAGCACAUCAUGCGCGUGGCAAACGGCGGAAUGCAGUUGACCGAGCCUCAAGGCUACGGUAGCGAUGGAAGUGAGACCAUGAGUGUCCAUUCUUGCAACAGCAUGCCUCUAGUCACGUAAGGACUUCAAAAUAUUCCCAAUCUUCAACAAUUUUCCCUUCAGAACUAUUAACAGAAGACCACCGGCUGUGGAAGAAAGAGAUUCGCGAGAAGAGCAGUCCAUCGAAGAAUAUGAAGACCGCCGAGCUCGAACUCGACCUGAUGAAGCUCAGCCGAAAACUUCAAACGUCGGCCUCAACAAUAUGAAAGAGCGCAAGAAGAGUUUGAUGACUCGAUUCAUUCCUGGUAGAGGAGCUGGAGGAGCAGGUAAUAUUAAAAAAAGACUUAUGAAUGAAGAAUCUUUUAGAAGCCAAAAGAACCGGUUUCGCUCGUUCAGAAGAGGUGGGAAUCCCUGGGAACCUCUCCGCCGAUCGACUCCAGCCUCCUUUUUUAAAGCAAGCCAGCCGUGAAAGUACCGAUUCUGCCCAUUCUGAUAAGUGAGUUAUCGAGAAAAAGCGGAACAAGAAUAACUGAAAUUCAUGUUCAGUUGGCAGCCAGUACUAGCGGACGGUCCUUUGGGAACGUUCGUGGACAACUUGGGACCUGGCCAAGUUGUGGGAAGACAAGUCCUCGCGUCUCCCGUACUCGGCGAAAUACAGAUUGGGAUCAUGGCUGGCAGAUCAGGAAUCGACGUUGAAGUUAUUCGUGCAAAGAAUUUGGUGGUCAAACCAGGUGUCAAAAUUUGUCCAGGUAUUUCCUUUCAAAAAAAAAACUCCAGUUUCUCACAAAAUGAAAUAUUUAGCGCCCUACGUCAAAGUUUACCUAAUGGAAGGUAAACAAUGUGUGGCGAAAGCCAAAACCAACGCGGUGAAAAAGACAACUUCGCCACUCUUCCAACAACAUCUCAUAUUCAAUGAUUCUCCAAGGAAAAAGAUGCUCCAGGUGAAUUUGAAAACAGUUUCUGAUGAGGGGUUCUCAAAAUACAAAAACAACGUUUCGAGACAUAAUCCAAAUAUUUCUAUACUUUUUCCCAUAAAAAUUGGAAAAAUUUUUUUGUUUUCAAUUUCACAGAAGUUCUCGAACAAUUAAGCAACAAUAAAAAGUUACUUUACGCUCCAAAAAAAAUUUGAAAAUCUGUAUAUGAAACAAGCAAUGUUUCACUUUUUCAUGGGUAAAUAAGAAUAAAGGUGAAUAAUUCCAAGAGUAACAGUACGAGACAGCAAAAAAAUUCCCUAUCGAUAACUUUUGUUACAGAUAACUGUCUUGGGUGAUUACGGAAGAAUGGAGCGCAAAACAUUUAUGGGCAUCGCCCAGAUUCGCCUCGACGACUUGGAACUUGGGCCACAGCCACUCAUCGGCUGGUACAAGUUGUUCCACAGUUCCUCACUCGCCGGUACCGGUCCUGUCCGCAAAGAUUCUGAAGUUUCGCUCGUCGCACAAAAUUAA
Messenger RNA from Caenorhabditis auriculariae, 13004 nucleotides. The record is from the annotation of a GenBank genome assembly. NCBI's taxonomy places the organism in Eukaryota, Metazoa, Nematoda, Chromadorea, Rhabditida, Rhabditidae.